Molecule: messenger RNA, 3219 nt
Organism: Suillus paluster
Lineage: Eukaryota; Fungi; Basidiomycota; Agaricomycetes; Boletales; Suillaceae
Exons: 11
Coding region: 1-3111 (1036 amino acids)
Source: RefSeq, a predicted model, not a curated record
AUGGAGUCCAAUCUAUCCCCCCCAAAUGCUGAUUCGUCUUCAACAAUUGUAUGUACAGACGAAUUGCGUCGGGAGCUGGGAAGAACAACAAGAGCCAAGAAGCGCCAGAAAAAGGUUAUCCUCAAUUCUUACUCACGUCCAAAAUCGAGCGUCAAGCAGCGAAUGCAUACCCAGUACCAAUAUCGUGGAGACGGCUCUAUCUCAUAUACCCUGCAGUAUGUUCAACCUCCCAAAAACGCACAGCCGACCAUGCACUGUCAACCGCCCAAGCCUAUCCAGCCUGCGCUAGCCAUGGUGCUAGAUGAUUUUGGUGAAUUUUCGGCUGAUAUGUCAUGCGGCGCUGACAAUGAUGCUCACUCUGAGAGGAAACGGGAUCGUUCACUGUUCCUCCAGGAGAUGCUACGACUCGAAGGCCAAGGAGAACUUAGUGCAGGGCCGUGUUCUGGUUGUGGUAACCCACAUCCGGAAUAUCGUUGUCAAGAUUGCUUUGGGAUCACUCUGUGUUGUGCUUCCUGCACGGUGACGGCCCACAUGCACCACCCGCUGCAUCGGCUGCAGAAAUGGAACGGAGAAUAUUUUGAGCCAGUGAGCCUGAAGAGCCUCGGUCUCCGGAUCCAGCUUGGACACGUGGCCGGUCAGACUUGUUCCAAUCCUCGCCGCGCAUUCGGUGAUGACUUUGUCAUCAUGGAUUCUCAUGGCGUUCACGAAGUAGCUUUGGAUUUUUGCGAUUGCUCCCUGGCCACAACCCACAUACAACAGCUCCUUCGCAAGUCGUUAUUUCCGUCAACAACAAUUGACCCCAAGACUGCGGCAAUGUUUCGCCUUCUCGAAGAAUUUCAUCUCUUGUCGUUUGAAUCGAAGGUGUCGGCGUACGAGUUUUAUAACGCGCUGAUGCGGAGGUCUGACAAUUCGGGGCUGAGUCCCAUCAAAGAUCGAUACGACGAAUUCAGGCGCAUGAUUCGCGAAUGGCAACAUCUCAAGAUGCUCAAACAGUCUGGGCAACCUUACGAUCCCAAUGGGAUUGAUUCGACUCCCGAGGGUGGAUGCGUUAUUCUCUGUCCGGCCUGUCCGCAGCCUGGGAAAAACUUACCCGCUGACUGGAGAGAGGCUUCCCCUACUGACCGAAGUAGCUGGCUAUAUGGGCUGUUUGUGGCUAUCGACGCUAAUUUCCGGUUGAAACGCAAAGUUGUUUCAAAGGAUAGUGUAGACCCCAGCCUGAGUUGUGGCUGGGGGUACUUUGUCGAAGAACAUGCAUACAAGGCUUUCCUAGACGGUAAAUCCAACAUUAGUCAAGAGAAGUCUACAUGUUCAAGUCACAAUGCGGUCAACAGUGCGGAUACUAAGUCCAGUCAUGGGCUUGCAGCUACCGGGCUGGGUACCAUUGAUUGCGCUCGCCACAACAUGAAAUUACCGACCGCAACUCCCGAUUAUAUUGACGUGCCACCAUCUAGAUAUGUAAAUAUGGAUUACCUCUUCUUCUCGACCCUUCGCCACACCACUGUCAAUAUCCUUAACGUCUCGUAUGAUAUAGCAUGCCAGUGGAACAAGAACUUAUGGCACCGUAUGGCCUCAUUCCCCCCCUCGAUGCAACUGGACCACAGCGCUAAGAAAGUCACCUUCUUUGUACCAAAAUUUCAUUUGCCAGCUCACAUCGAAUCAUGUCAAACAAGCUUCUCAUUCAAUUUUGCGCGCGGCGUUGGACGAACGGACGGAGAAGCUCCAGAGCGAGGAUGGGCGAACAUAAAUCCCGUGGCAUCGAGCACGAAGGAGAUGGGCCCAGGCGCGAGACGAGACACUCUCGACGAUUUCUUUGGGGACUGGAAUUGGAAAAAAAUUACCGGUCUACGUCGCACCAUGCUGCGGAAGGUGAAAGAAGCCUUACCCGAACUAUCCGAACACGAAGCAGCGCUGGACGACCUCGAAGAAGGACUGAAGGUGGAAUACGCGGAGGCAUUGAGUAGAUGGAAAGAGCAGGUUGAGGCAUGGGAGCGCGAUCCCUCCCAGCCGAACCCAUAUGAACGGAGUGCAGAAAAGAUCACGCUUGCCUCUGUGCGCCUCGAACUUGCGAAAGAAGACACAUCAGAAAUUGAACUAGGCGGCUUCCACGAAUUGCAUGAAGAUUGUUCGCCCAGCGUGCUGAUUAGCGGCGGCCUAGAGCUAGAAGAGCAGCAGCGACGUCUUCGAGCUGAGAAGGCGGGUCUAGGGAUUCAUGCCACCGACAUUCAAGAAGAGAAGGUCGUUCAACAUAGUAACAGUCUCCAACGUCGGAUCGAGGCCUGGGUCAAAUCCAGUGAUGUCGUCGUCACUCCCGAGUCAUUUCAACUUCUACUUCCUUCGCAAGUUGGCAGAACGGAUCCUUGCGACCUCAAAUUUCAGAAAAUUGAAUGGAGACUUCGAUUCGCACAGGCUCAUGACACUCUACGCUCACUACGUUCUAAUCUACGCACGCAAACCGCUAUCCUGAAAUACAAGGACCGUAAUCUCCGUGGUCAAGGCUCAAACACCCGCGCUCGUAACACGCUCAAAGGUGUUGACGCAAGAAUUGAGGCAGCAUCGACCCGAUACCAGGAUGCGCGCAGAGCGCUAGUGAUUCUUGCUCCCUUCGUCAAGGAGACGGGAUGGCAAUCCUCCCUACGUCCACUUGAUCGUCAAGAUAUCCGAGGGAUGUCGGAUGUCCUGUGGGGCGAGACUGAGGGAAGAAGAAAACUUUCAUGGAUAUGGAAUAUGCGCGGUGCUCAUGGAGACGAGCUGGAUGAUGAUGGAUCUAUGGAAGGUAAGCUUACCAAUUUGUUCAUGCACCCUAUCUCACCGGCACUCUAUCCAGACAUGCGAAUAGAAUGGUGCAAGGCCAGGGCGCGCGCUAUGCGGUGGAAGGAGGAGCUCGAGCUGUUACGAGAGGAGAUGCGGAGAAUUUUGCAGUUCUUUGACUGGGAGGCGAUGUCGUGGGAUGAGCGCGCAGAUCAGAACUGGUCUGGUAGUCCCGCCGAGAGAGAGGGCCGGAUUGCAUAUGCUCGACGUCAAGCAGCCUUACGUCGGGCAAUGCGGGACACGUGUCGUUCCAGUUGGGCGGACACUCGCUCGUUCGUGGACCAGUUCCAUGGGGAAUCCUAGCGCUUGCAUGCAUGAUGUAGUACCCUUCGCAUAGUUAAUGUACCCUUCACGUAGUUUUGCAAUCAAUCAAUACAGGUGUUGACCAAUGUACGGGUGAAGGGCGGGGGA